GUUCGUGUUGUUCUCUCGGGUGACGCACAGAGUAAGCUACUUUAUUUUCACUAAACUCUCCAGUUUUCUUUAUUUUUCGUCAAAGUUUUCGUUGUUUUUCAGCAUAUGGCCGGUCCGAAUCUUUUCGUUACUGUUCUUUCAAUUCCUCUUCUUCUUUUCACCGUUUUUGGAAAUUUUCUUGUUAUAAUAGUCAUCCGCAAGUGCAAGAAAAUUUUGAACGCAAAUACCCAUCUUAUAUUCCACCUUGCAUGGUCUGAUUUGUUUUUUGCUCUGACCACUUUCGCGGAGACGAUUCUCGUCUCUCUUGAAGUUCCUUACUCCUCUUUCCAAUUCCUUUUUAACGCUUUAUUUUCAAGUUAUAUUCUUGUUGUCCUAGCGAUUGAGAGGUACUAUGCAAUUCUGAAACCUUUCGUGCACAUGAAAAAGGUGGAUGUGUGUUUAACGCGGAAAGUUUGUACCGCGCUGUGGGUCUUGGUUGGUGUCUUAACUGCGACAGGAUUUGUUAUCGAAUCAUUUGAAAAUAGGUACAAGUAUUCUGGGUUUGUUAAUGGUUCGAUGGACACCUCAAGAGAUCUUCCUCCUGUCCUCGAAACCAUUAAUAUUACCUUCGUAUUUGUUGUUUUUGUACUCGGUCUCGUAAUACCAAGUACUGUUAUGAUCCUGUGUUAUUCACAUGUGAUUUAUCAUGUGUGGUUCAGCGCUGAAGACAAAGCAACGAACGCUGCUCUCUUCAAAUCGCGCCGUAAACUGACCAAACUUUUUAUCAUCGUAACCAUGAUAUUCAUUAUUACUUGGACUCCAACAUAUGGCAGGCUAAUCGUCAAGGAGUUUGUGAACCAUGAAACGACAAAGAAGUCCUAUCAGCUUGUUUCCAUGCUGCUUGCCCUGAUUGGUUCAGCGGCAAAUCCUGCCAUUUAUUCGUUUCGUUGUCCAAGAUUUCGCCAGGAAGCUGUUAAAACGUUAUCAUGUUGUUGCUGUAAAAUGAGAAGACGCCGUCCAAAGGGACGAAGUGGUAACAGAGUGUUUGUGACCAGUGACCGCUGUAUGACUGAGACACAACACAAUACAACAAAUCUGAAUGAAACCUACGCUGAUUCAGGGUAGAAAUUUUACAUUCAUGGCUACAUGAAGUUGCUCAUUGACACAGAGGGGCACUUUGGCUUACUUUAUGAUCAAGCCCUUUAAGUUCCUCUGUAUCGUUUUCAUUUCAAAUGACCAUCACAUCGGCUUCUGAUAUUCAUGUAAACGUCUCAGAGAUCACUGUUACCAUUCGCUUAAAAACACAUCCGCUGCUAUGAGAAUAAGAGAGCUAUAAAGCUUGGCUUUAGAUAGAUGAGAUACGAGGAAAGUAUCAGCCGCCAAUGGCAAAUUACACGUUGUAAUAGCACAUUUAAUUAGUGUUGUUUUACUAAGAGUGCUUUUGCUUGAAAAUACGCUUUACUGGUGGAGUGGAAAAGUAGCAGUCUGCAGUGAAAUUGUGUAUUCCAGAAUUAUAAACCAAAUAUGGAAGAAUAAUUGCCUGAAAUACGAGAAGGGAGACGUUCUUUUUGCUCAUUUGUUAGCUUGUUACCGAGAGUAUGGCAUUUAAACACCGCCUACUGGGUUUUUGAGAACCAAAGGGAAAACUGAAGUUUCACCGCAUCAAGAUCAUUCACACAAUUCAAACUUCUUCCCAUUAUUAAUCACUGAUAAUUACAAAUAUACAUUCAGAAUAUUAAAGGCAACUGUUUCCGUACUACGAGACUACUGACAACAAAAGAUAUAGCUCGUUCUGGUACAAGCUUCAGAGAUGUACACCGCAAGUCAAUUUUGUGCCAUUUAUUUUAUAUGUUCAAUUAGUACUAGAGUGGACAUGCAUACUACAGUUACUAAUUGUGAUGUUUUGGACCACGAAGAUUCUUUGAAAGUAAGGAUCAUGUUAUGAGUAAAUAAGCGUGAGAACGUAGCAAUGUCAGAGUCGGAGCAAUUGCGCACCUACCCCUGCCCUAACCCAACAACAGUCAACUAAUAACAAGUUAGGGUUGGGGUUAGUUUAGGGGAGGGGUAGGUGCGCAGCCUUGAUUUAGAAGAAUAGUGUUGGAAACACAGUCAAGGAUUUAUAAUCGAUAACUAUAAUCUGAUGGUGUAUAACAUAUUUCGUGUUACAGUAAGUGAAUGGGGUGCUUUAACAAAAGUCCUGGUUCUGCUGUGAAUAAAGAUCUUCAAUAAGAUGAGAAUUAAUAAAAGUUCUUUGAGUGUUA
Messenger RNA from Pocillopora damicornis (cauliflower coral), 2240 nucleotides. RefSeq names its product rhodopsin, GQ-coupled-like. Gene Ontology annotation, biological process: G protein-coupled receptor signaling pathway; cellular response to hormone stimulus. NCBI's taxonomy places the organism in Eukaryota, Metazoa, Cnidaria, Anthozoa, Scleractinia, Pocilloporidae. Gene Ontology annotation, molecular function: peptide binding; G protein-coupled receptor activity. Gene Ontology annotation, cellular component: plasma membrane. The record is from RefSeq and is a predicted model, not a curated record.